Molecule: messenger RNA, 522 nt
Organism: Peniophora sp. CBMAI 1063
Lineage: Eukaryota; Fungi; Basidiomycota; Agaricomycetes; Russulales; Peniophoraceae
Source: the annotation of a GenBank genome assembly
AUGACUCGUGCUGAAGACUACGCCAAGCACUGUAAUGAGGACCAUGCGCGUACCGUGCAGAGCGCCUCCUCACUGCACCCGAACCCGGGCCCGCCACCUACCGCCAAAAUCGCCAUCAUAACCUGUAUGGAUGCCCGCCUCGACGUCUUCAGCAUGUUCGGUCUAGAGCUCGGCGAAGCGCACAUCAUCCGCGUUGGCGGCGGGCGCGCACCCGACGCCCUGCGCAGUCUCAUCGCGAGCGAGCAAGUCCUCGGCACGCAGGAGGUCAUGGUCGUACACCACACCGACUGUGGCUUCACCAAGGCAGAUAGCGAGGACAAAGUCAGAGAAGAAGUUAGAGAAGGCCUGGGAGGGUUGAGCGUCGCGCAUAUCAACUUCAUGCCUAUCACGCAGGGUCUCGAGAAGAGCGUACAAGACGACGUCGAAUACCUGAAGAAGAGCCCGUAUGUUAAACAGGACGCCGACAUUAGUGGUUGGAUCUACGAUACGUUGCACGGGACGAUACACGAGGUGAAGGUUUGA